UGGAUCCACCACCUCGCAGCCUCUGAGCCGAUUAACCGCCAGCAGCAUUGUAAAGAGGAGUCGAACCAACAGACCAUGCAGUGUGGCGUCGAAACCAUGAACGACUGCGAGCGUUCACCAGGGCGUACCGGUCUGCGCGUCAACUUCACCGAGAAGGGUGAAGUCAAGGAACGGCGUGAAAAGUUCCUCACGGCCAAGUACGGCUCCCACCAGAUGAGUCUGAUCCGGAAGCGGCUAGCGGUCGAGAUGUGGCUGUACGACGAGCUGCAGAAACUGUUCGACCCACCCACAGAAGCAAUCGAUGUGGAUAUUGACGAGAUUCUCGAUAUGGACACCGAUGACAUAAGACGAUCGCAUCUAUUUAGCCUUCUUUCCGCAUGCAAACGACCACCGCAAGACAUAUCGAAAUUCAUCAGCGAUCUGCUGGACAGAGCCAAAACACUCUGA
Molecule: messenger RNA, 447 nt
Organism: Anopheles coustani
Lineage: Eukaryota; Metazoa; Arthropoda; Insecta; Diptera; Culicidae
Product: protein phosphatase 1 regulatory subunit 14B
Exons: 4
Coding region: 76-447 (123 amino acids)
Biological process (GO): regulation of phosphorylation
Cellular component (GO): cytoplasm
Molecular function (GO): protein serine/threonine phosphatase inhibitor activity
Source: RefSeq, a predicted model, not a curated record